Molecule: messenger RNA, 1315 nt
Organism: Bactrocera oleae (olive fruit fly)
Lineage: Eukaryota; Metazoa; Arthropoda; Insecta; Diptera; Tephritidae
Source: RefSeq, a predicted model, not a curated record
UGUUCUGUUCGUCAGUCAAACAGUAGUCAUACAACAAAAUAUUUUUUAUAUUUUUUCUUGCACAAAAAGAAAAUUAACAGCAAGAAAUAAUGUCCGAUACGCCACACGAGCGCAACUCGAAUUCUAAAACAAAUCUAAUUGAGGUGCAACAUGUUGGUGUCACAGCCAAACUGCAGUCGCCGCUCAAAAAUCUGCUACAAUCAUCACUUUCUUCAACGGAAACGGAAAAUGGUCAGCUGCCCUUUCACGAUCAUCAUGGACACAAGCUCAAGUACAAUAAAUUCUCCAACGACACACAAGCCGAAACGGAAACAACUACCGAUAACCCGUCCAAGUUGCUCUACGAGAUGCACGCCGUACGUGAAGCUUCCACUCGCCAUCCGGGCAAACGUAAUCCAACGCCUUCAAAAAUCGAAUUUCAACUAUAUAAAACGGCGUCGAGACGCAUACACCGCUCGAAAAGCACACCCGCAACUACGCUGAAAUGCAGCGAUAAGAAGAGUAAGCGCAAACUGUUCGCUGAGCGUAAAAGUGCCAGCAAAAAGUCCACCAACCAUUGCACAUGUCAUGCACGUCACGGCAAUAGCGAUAAUACGAUUUUCCAACGUUUACGCCAUUCGCUUGAUAAUAUGCGUGCCGCACGACCGCAUAUUUCAAAACCCAAAGCUUCCAAGUGUGGCAAUAUUUUUGACGAUUUUCCCGAGCCGGCUGCGCCACAGCAGCGGCAAACAAAGAACGAUUUUAAGCAACAGCAACAAAGAAACGGCACACCGCCACCAACACGCAUAGGCGUCUAUCCUUUCGAGCAUGGUUGUGCUGAAUAUUUGCGUACCACCGAUUGUCAUCCACAACUGUUGUCUGUCGUGCUGGCGGAACGUGCCACCUACUAUGCCACACGCUUUUGGGCUGAGUUCUUUGGCAGUUUGCAUAUUGGUGUCACUUUCAUUGUGACUUUUCUGCUACAAGCGUACCGUUUCGUACUCGUCUCGCUGGUAAAUACGUUGGCGGUGGGCUUUCUACACAUGACUUCCGAUUAUUUAAUUAAGCCAAUAUUAACGGUAGCCUUCAAUGGUUUUCUACAGCCACCAUUUAUACUCAUCUACAAUAUUCUUACCUCUGUGCGUGAUAUCCUGGCGCCUGUUGCCGAAACCAUAAAUAAUUUUAUGCGUCCUGUAGCCACGGUGGGGCGUAGUAUCCGUCUAGUGCAUGUGAGCUAUAGCAAUAAGAAGUUGGUGAAAGAUGUUUGAUGUGAAUUUAGUUUGUAUUUGUGUUGCAAUACAUUUUUUAUGUCUGAUAUUAGUUGAAAAUUUAUUUA